AAUAGGAAAUGAAUGCUUUCGCCGAGGUGUUUACAAAACAAUCUAGCUCGGGUCGUUACUAGGAGGCUUUCAGUGGAUUUUAACAAAGAUUUUGGGGGAGGCUAAUUUCUAGAAAAUGGCCAAACUACGGCUUUUGAAUGCUUACCUCACCGAGCGGUUAAUGGUGGCUGUAGAUGAGAUACUGGAGGUUGUUGGGGGGACAGUGUCAGAAUUCGAGGAGGAGACUGCCCGGACGAAGAGAGAGAAUGAACUCCUAAAACGAAGGCUACGAGAAGUUGGACUCGACACGGGAACGGAGUGUUCAGCAGUCUCGACCAGGCCUGUUUCUCUCUCUGUGUCUGGGCAGGACCAGUGGAGCGCCAACCAGGGUCCAGACCCUGAGUCUACACACACCCAGAACCACAUGGUAAUGAGCCAGGAUGAGAUGCCUGCCACACAUAGCCAGCUACCCACAGAGUGCACCGAGUGGAAGAGUCUGUGUAACUCUCCACAUACCCUGUCCUCACAACAGACCGAUACAUCGGCUACCACACCAGUAGUAGCUCCAUUGACUUCAGCGUCCGUGAAAAGGGACUUGGACGAAGAAGACGACCAGCAUCUCCUUCCCUCUGCAUAUCCCUUCAGCAGCACAUCAUGCCCCGUGGACAGAGUGGUUUUACACUAUAACUCUGAGGGCAUCAAAACAGAGCCUAGUGAUACUAGCCCUACUGACUUGGGGUCAGUAUCUGCUCAGAUGGGGUAUGGUGAACUAAACCCCAGUUCGGACCCUGGAUCAGCCACUGUUGAAACCAGGUACACUGUCUCAGACCUGAGCGCUGACCUGGAGUCAGUGGUUGCAGAGAGCAGCAGGUAUGGUGCCUCCACUGCCUCGGGCGUCCCCACUGACCUGGUAUCAGCUAGUGCUGCCAUGAUCCCAGAUGGCUUUUUCCGCCAGAUUGGCAGCGAUGGUUGUGUAACAACAGGGCCAGAACAAGACUUUGGGGACGCCACCACCACCAGUACCGUAGGUCCCUUGACCUCCCAGUUCUACCUGGGUCAAACCAGACGUCAACAACUAACAAAUAGAUCAACAAAUAGGUGUCAUCAACAAAUUAACAGGUCCACAAACAACAGGGGUCAACAACAAACUAACAACAGGGGGGAUCAGAGGUCCCACCCGUGCCCUCAGUGUGGUAAGAUAUUCAGUCACGGGUCACGCCUCAAGAUCCACCUCCGCAUUCACACAGGGGAGAAGCCGUACGUUUGUGCACUGUGUGGCAAGCGAUUCAACAACGAUGGCACACUGAGGAACCACCGGCGUGUUCACACGGAGCUGCGUCUGUACGGCUGCCCUGUCUGCGGCAUGAGCUUCAAGGACGCCUACACGUGUAGGAAGCACCAGCGUGUUCAUAAUGGAUUGCGGCCUGCCGGAGACUCGGCCCACACCUGCAGCUUGUGUGGCAAGGCUUUCAGUGAGGCGGCUAAGCUGACCAAACACAUCAGAACUCAUGCGUCAGUCAUUGGAUGAGGGCAGUACGACUUAUAAAUGCUUUUUUAUAGCAAUCAUAAAGGAUUUAUAAGCACUAUAUAAAUGCUUCACAUAUAAUCUAUAAGCGUAUGUUAUACACUAUAAAUGGUGUAUAAAGGGUGACGUAACAAUUCCCACUGUAGGGUUUAUUGUAAGUUAAUAGACCAUUUCUAGAUUAUGACUUACACUUAAGAUUUGUAAAGCCUUUAAGUAGUGCUAUAUAAAGCCUUUAUUGUACUUCGCAACGGAGCUCCCAGGUGGCGCGUCCUGCUCAGGCACUUCACCUGACGUGCAGAGGGGCGUCACUACAGCCUGAUGUUACCAGGGAGUUCCAAGGGUGGUGCACAAUUGGCCUAGCACUGUCCGGGUUAGGGGAGGGGAGGGUUGGCAUGCAAUUCCUUGUCUUAACUUGCUCUAGCGUCGUCUUAUGGCGGACUGGGCGCCUGCAUGCUGACUAGGGUCGUCAAUCGAACAGUGUCCCGUCCAACACCGUUGGCCCCGGCUGACUUCCGGGUGUGUAUAAGAAGCAGCGAAGAGUGUGUGUGUGUGUAGCACCCAGGGGAGAGAGGGAGGGAGUGUGUGUGUGUGUGUGUUUUGUACUUUACUUAUUUGUAGUAAUAUUUUCUUAUUUUGUGUGACUUUCUUCUGGCAGCUAUUUUAAAGAUGGGUCAGAAUGUUUGUCCAAUCCUCACUUCUUCCGAGCCCGUUGGGGAGUUGCCGCAAUGAAACACAAUUGGAUACCACAAAAAUGCUUUCAUUUCUAAACGGCAAACCGAUAUGUAUGAAAAUCUCAAAUCCAAAAAUGCUGGAGUAUAGAGACACAUAAAAAAAAAAAAAUGCUUCACUGUCCAAAUACACAUGGAGGAGAGUGUAUGACCAUGGCUGCACCAGCUUCAACGGGACAUGCCUUUGUGUGCUCUUGUCUGUGGCAGAUAGUGAGCAUCCUGCAUCUUAUUAUACAGUCAUCAGCGAACCAUCAAGCAGUAGUUGAAGUCAUCAUCAGAUGUGAUGGACUACCUUAAGCAAGCAGCAAGUGUGUGUGUAGAUUUUUUUUAAAUGUGUAUUGUGCGUGUUUUAUUUUGCUGUAUGCGUGCAUUGCAUGUUUGUUUGUGCACCGGCCCGUCCAAAGGGCAGCCUCAGUCUGCUACAGGGAGGUUAUUGACUUUUGCUGUGUUGUAGUAUUGAUCCACUUCCUGCUUGUGACUCUGGGGGUGGAGCCUGCUGACAUUAGAGACUGCAGAGGAUGAACCAUGGGUUGAAGACAUUGGUGUCAAACACAAUUCCUGGAGAGCUGCAGUCGGGUCAAGCAAUUUUUUUAGUAUCUAGACCUGCAAGAAAAGCCGGGGUCAUGUUCACUUGAAACUAUUUGAACUUGUCCAAUAAGAGUCACUGAUUCAUUAAGUAGAAGGGAGGAACCAAAACCCACAGACACUGCAGAGCAGAAUCUAAAGGACUGGAGUUUUACUCAUGUGGUUUAGGAGUCCAAAAACACAUUCCUUACCCCAGGAUAUGUCAUAAGGUCACGAUAUAGGAACAUUUCAGGAAAAGGAGCACCCCGUGUCUGCACCGAUCUGAGAAUUUCAUUUUGGAUAACACAAACCAGCUUAGGAUGCCUUUAUUAGUCUCUCACCAUGUUCUCUGAUAGCAAGUGCUCAGACUUCAAGACUUAUUGUGGUGCUGAUAGAGCCUAAUGUACAGUAAAUGGGAUUAUUUUUAAACGUG
Messenger RNA from Oncorhynchus keta (chum salmon), 3229 nucleotides. RefSeq names its product zinc finger protein 343-like. The coding region runs from base 116 to 1507 and encodes 463 amino acids. The record is from RefSeq and is a predicted model, not a curated record. Lineage: Eukaryota; Metazoa; Chordata; Actinopteri; Salmoniformes; Salmonidae. The transcript has 2 exons. Gene Ontology annotation, cellular component: nucleus.